This is a messenger RNA of Cercocebus atys (sooty mangabey), 6110 nucleotides long. RefSeq names its product ST8 alpha-N-acetyl-neuraminide alpha-2,8-sialyltransferase 4 (gene ST8SIA4). Gene Ontology annotation, molecular function: alpha-N-acetylneuraminate alpha-2,8-sialyltransferase activity. The record is from RefSeq and is a predicted model, not a curated record. Lineage: Eukaryota; Metazoa; Chordata; Mammalia; Primates; Cercopithecidae. Gene Ontology annotation, biological process: oligosaccharide metabolic process; N-glycan processing.
CCUAGCAAGAGGGAAGGGCCAGUGACGCCCCCGAACCCAGCUGCAGAAGCUGCCGCCACCUCCAAUGCACAAGGUGUCUCAUCUGAAAAGAAACCUGAGCCCCAGGGAGGAGGCGCUGAGCGACCCUGGCAGAGCUGGCGCGAACGGGGCGAGAGGUCGCUGGGCAGCGCUCGAGGACAGAGGGAGCUCGGCCACAGAAGACCCCAGCGAUCUGAUCCUGGGAUCCCGGCUCCAAGCUCUCCUCGCAUUUUACAGAUUUCAACCCCGCGACUAUCUCCCCAAAACGGAGUCUUUAUAUCAAGAGAAGGUGCCGGAGCUGGGGCAACCAGGACUUUCCCGGGCACCCAAGAUGCGCUCCAUUAGGAAGAGGUGGACGAUCUGCACAAUAAGUCUGCUCCUGAUCUUUUAUAAGACAAAAGAAAUAGCAAGAACUGAGGAGCACCAGGAGACGCAACUCAUCGGAGAUGGUGAAUUGUCUUUGAGUCGAUCACUUGUCAAUAGCUCUGAUAAAAUCAUUCGAAAGGCUGGCUCUUCAAUCUUCCAGCACAAUGUAGAAGGUUGGAAAAUCAAUUUCUCUUUGGUCCUAGAGAUAAGGAAGAACAUACUUCGUUUCUUAGAUGCAGAACGAGAUGUCUCAGUGGUCAAGAGCAGUUUUAAGCCUGGUGAUGUCAUACACUAUGUGCUUGAUAGGCGCCGGACACUAAAUAUUUCUCAUGAUCUACAUAGCCUCCUACCUGAAGUUUCACCAAUGAAGAAUCGCAGGUUUAAGACCUGUGCUGUUGUUGGAAAUUCUGGCAUUCUGCUAGACAGUGAAUGUGGAAAGGAGAUUGACAGUCACAAUUUUGUAAUAAGGUGUAAUCUAGCUCCUGUGGUGGAGUUUGCUGCAGAUGUGGGAACUAAAUCAGAUUUUAUUACCAUGAAUCCAUCAGUUGUACAAAGAGCAUUUGGAGGCUUUCGGAAUGAGAGUGACAGAGAAAAAUUUGUGCAUAGACUUUCCAUGCUGAAUGACAGUGUCCUUUGGAUUCCUGCUUUCAUGGUCAAAGGAGGAGAGAAGCACGUGGAGUGGGUUAAUGCAUUAAUCCUUAAGAAUAAACUGAAAGUGCGAACUGCCUAUCCAUCAUUGAGACUUAUUCAUGCUGUCAGAGGUUACUGGCUGACCAACAAAGUUCCUAUCAAAAGACCCAGCACAGGUCUCCUCAUGUAUACACUUGCCACAAGAUUCUGUGAUGAAAUUCACCUGUAUGGAUUCUGGCCAUUCCCUAAGGAUUUAAAUGGAAAAGCGGUCAAAUAUCAUUAUUAUGAUGAUUUAAAAUAUAGGUACUUUUCCAAUGCAAGCCCUCACAGAAUGCCAUUGGAAUUCAAAACAUUAAAUGUGCUACAUAAUAGAGGAGCUCUAAAACUGACAACAGGAAAGUGUGUAAAGCAAUAAAGCACAUUUUGAAACAAACAAUAUGCACUUCUUUUCUGAAGAUGCUUCCGGAGAUUUGAAAAUAGGAUCCAAAACACGGCUGGGUUUCAGCAUCCACCAAUUAACUGAAAGGUGAAUAAAGGACGUUCAUGAGAAAUCGACUACCAGCUGAUGAAAUACCUGCAAAGUGCUCUAAAAAUUAAAUAUUUUGACUUCAAGGGUCCUAGUAAGUGCCACUUCCACUAAGAAUACAGUUUGAAUGUAUAAUCAGUAGUGUUUACAAGAUCCAACAGUGCACUCAUCAUUAGUUAACAAAGCAAAUAUGUUUAUCACUGUCAGGCUGCCCACAGCAACGCCAAGCACAUCAGAAGAGGAACCCCAGGAACAUAACUCUGACCUUGGGAAAUUAAACCAUCCUUGUCAGCAGAAACCAAGAUGGAAGCAGUUUGAGCAAUGAAAUCCAUAAGAUUAAACAACUCAAGUAAAUGCCUUCAGUCAGGACUCUGAGUCUGAUCAUGAAUUUUAUGUUUUAAUUUAUGUUUUUGUUUGUCUUCUGGGAUCUCUUUUGUUUUGGGUAUUAGGGUGCUUAGAAAUCCUUUCUGAGAUACAUAUGAAUGAGGAAAGAAACUUUAAGUAAUUAUUUUUAAAGUUCUUAUACUUUUUAAAAGCUAUCACACAAAGAUUUUAUUUUAUUUUAUUUUAUUUUAUUUUUGAGAGGGAGUCUCCCUCUGUCGCCCAGACUGGAGUGCAGUGGUGUGAUCUCAGCUCACUGCAAGCUCCGCCUCCCAAGUUCACGCCUUUCUCCGGCCUCGGCCUCCUGAGUAGCUGGGACUACAGGCGCCUGCCACCACGCCCGGCUGAUUUUUUGUAUUUUUAGUAGAGAUGGGGUUUCACUAUGUUAGCCAGGAUUGUCUCUAGAUCUGCUGACCUCGUCAUCUGCCCACUUCGGCUUUCCAAAGUGCUGGGAUUACAGGCGUGAGCCACUGCACCCGGCCGACUUUCUAAAAAGUUUUAUUUUGCACAACUCUAAACCUGCAUAAUAUUUUCCAGUGGUGUAGAAGGUACCAGCUAAAGUGAACCACUAUGUAAUAUUAGGCCAUUCUAAAGGAAAGAUGUUCCAUGUCAUCAGAGAUGGUAAAAUAGACAGAAUAAAAAAAAAAAAGAAAAAAAGAAAAAAAGAUCUUUGGUACCAAAGAUUACGCUUGCGUUUCUACACAGCAAACCAUCUUUCUUUCAUGAAAAUAAUAUAUUAUUAACAUGAAUAUAUUAUUUUGCUAUUAAUGUGAAAGUUGUCUCUAAAUAUUUUUAAAUUUCCAAACUCAGCUUUAUUUUCAUUUGAAAUGUUUUUCACACCUUUUGCAUUACAUAAUAAUUUUGUGGAAGCAUUUUGCCCUUUAGAAUAAAUAUUAGAUUGAUAUAGCUGAAAUGUGACGUCCAGUUCUUUGAUAUUCCCCUUGUUAUUCAAAUAGAAAUAUGGAAAUGCUUCAUAUAUUACUGUUAAAUUUCUUAGUGCAGAAAUAACAUUAUUAAUAGAGUAUUGUUUUCAAAACAGAGAUGAUUGAUUUCAAGAGGUUUAACAAUGAAAUUGUGUGUCAAUAUUUUGCAUUUAAAAUGAAUUUAAUUGACCAAUAUUUUCUGUAGUUAAAUUUAGUCACAAUAUCACAUGUGUUCUUCAAGAAACACAUGAAAUUAUUAAUAAAGUAAUUUAAAAAUUUUUAAUGUAUAACAGAAUUGACCGGUAGGCCAGUUUUCUGGUAACUUACGAUAGUGGAGUGUUUCUUUAGAAAGCAGAAGCACUGCAUUCUCACUUCUACUUUGAUUUCCUAUUUCUUGGGGAGGCAAUUUGAGGAAAGAAGAAAUGCACGGGGAAUAUAUAUGUUUUGUUUCUUAGGGAAAACAAUCUGAGAAAUGAAUAAAAAGCAUGAAGUGUGUGUGUGUGUGUUACCAUGGAAAAGGAUAUUCACAGUAGUACAGUUCUCAAUAUUUUUAAUGAGAUGCCAUCUUUAAAAAAUAUAGUAAAACCUUGGGAUAUAGAAUGUUACAUCUUUUGAGAAUGUAUGUGUCUCUAAGUAAGUGAAAUCUAAUGCGUAUAGGAGGCUGAUAGCUAAAAAUGAAUGGAACAUUAAUGUACUUUUAUAAUUAAACCUCUUAUCUAUUGGAAAUUGUAAGAGAAUAGAUACAUGUUUUGAAUGUAAAGUUGAAAAGUCUGGUUUACUUAACAAAUUGCAAGUGAUUUAUAAAAUCUAAAUUUGGACUACUUGCAAAUGAUAAGCUGUUCAAGUAGCCUUUAAUUUAAAUCCAACAGAAAUCUAGAAGUCACAAGCAAAUAUCUUAUAGGUAAAAUCCAUCUGGGCACUUAAAGUUUGUCUUUAAAAAGCAGCAGCAAUGUACCUUGCCAUUUUUAGCAUAUUUUCUUCCUUUUUUCUUUCUUUCUUUCUUUUUUUUUUUGAAAUGGAGUCUCACUCUGUCACACAGGCUAGAGUGCAGUGAUGCCAUCUCAGCUCACUGCAGCGUCCACCUCCCAGGUUCAAGUGAUUCUUGUGCCUCAGCCUCGUGAGUAGCUGGGAUUACAGGCGCCCAUAACCACACUUGGCUAAUUUUCUAUAGUAGAGACGAAGUUUCACCAUGUUGGCCAGGCUGGUCUUGAACUCCUGACUGCAAGUGAUCCACCCACCUCAGCCUCCCAAAGUGCUGGGAUUACAGGUGUGAGCCACUGCAGCCGGAUCAUUUUUAGUAUAUUUUUAAUAAAUAUAUUUAAACAAUGUUAAGGCCACAGCACACAUAUCUCAGCCAUUAAUUGUUCUGUGCAUUGAUGUUUAUCUCAUAGAUGCAUUGAGUAGUGCCUUUUUAGCUUUUUCACAUUGCUUUGUUACUACUGUAUCCUUUGUGUUCCCUAAAUACAUUGCCCACUUCCAAAAAUGUUCAGCAUGAAAAAAAGGGCUUCAGUAUCAACUGAGACUACUUUUGUUCAUCUCAGGGAACUUUCAAUAGUCAAGAAUGAAUUCAGUUAAAAGUAUUUAGGGUUCAAAGAAGACAAACCGUACAAGCCCAUUUCAUUCCUUGUUGUAUACCUUUCCAUCUGCCCUCCCGCUUUCACUGUCUACUGUGGCCUUUUUAUAGGAACAGAGCAAGAUCAAUGAAGGCUAAUGGCAAGAAUAAGAAAACGAGUUGAUAUUUAACCAAUAGCAGAGCAUAAAGGAUCAUAACAAAAUCAAAUUUUAAAAGCAUACUUGAAAUAAGUGGAGUUUUUUUUACUUUGAAAAUAUCAUAUAUUCACAAUUUUAAUAUUUUAAUUUAUUUUUUACUAUUUAACCCUGUACCUGGCAAUGCUCAGGCAGCUGAUUGUGAAAUACUCCUGUCCUUUACAGAACAUGGUUGUUAUUGUGCUGUUGACAUGAAUAGACCAUGGAAACAUUUUCAUCGUUAUUACUCAGCCUGUGCUGUAAUUAAUGUUAAGUUGCUGAAAUGAAAAGUGAGCAAGUAAUAGAUUUUCUGGGCAAAUCUAAUGAUUCAGCCCACAGGACUGAUGAAACUACUGCGGAAGUUUUUCUAUCUGAAAGAAGGUGCUGGGCAUUCAAAUGUCUUCAUGUAUUGUAUAUCAUAUGAAUUGUAUAUCAAUUACUAAUGGGAAUUUCUACAUAUAUGCUUACAACAGCAAUUUAUUUAAGUAAUGCUAGGGGUAGUGUACAUACCAAUUAGUUAUUCAGCUACUAUACAGAAAAAGGAUGAACAAAUUAAUUUAUUUCUAAUUGAGUCAGUUCGACAUAAUGCAUAUAACGUGAUACUUGGUUCAUAAAAGAGUUGUUUUCAUGUGGUUUUUGUAGGGAGUAUAUGUAAUUGUGGAAGGGGUAUGGGAAGAGUUGUGUAUAGUUAGUUGUUAUCUCUACAAGUUUGAAAGUUUUCCCAUCAAACAUUAUCAAUAUCCCAACGUUUUAAAAAUUGAGUGAGGGUUAUUAUUUGUAUUUGAUGAAAGAAAAUCCAAAUAAAACCCACCUAGAAAUAGAUAUUUUAUUAUAUAUGUGCUAUAGAUAUAACUAUAUAGUACAAAUAGACAUGUGUGAUGCAUAUAUACAAUGUUAUAUAUGUGUAUAUGUGUUUAUACACACUGAGUCUGUAAUAUGUACACACUAGAUUUGUGUUAUGCUAACAUCUUCAGGGUCUGCACUGUGAACUACCCUGGAGAUAAGUAAGGCCACUUUAGAAUAAAGAAGUUCUUUUGAGACUUCAGUUACUAACCUGCUUUAAGAGGUAUCUACUUUAUAACUGAAUUCUAUGUUGUUCAUAUGUAGAGUUACAGUAAGGGUCUAGUAUGUCCAAAUCUUAAAAAUAAUAAUAAAGAAGAAAAGUAAAGCCUUCAAGCUAGCAAUGUAUUCGAAUUACAGUUUUCAGACUGUGGCUCUAGGCCUUGUGUUUUUCAUUUAAGUAACACCUUUUAAUAAAAACCGUUUCUUUGUGUAGGCAAAAGCACAAGUGUUUCAAAUGUAAAUAGCAGGAAAAAAAGAGUUUACAGAGAUAGCAUUGCUGCACACAAUAAUUGCUACUGAGUAUUUCUUAUAGAAUUUGUGGAAUUGAAAGAUGAGGUUUAUUCUGUCAAGUUCAUUCUGUUCAACACUGUUUUCUUAUUGUUUGUGUAUAGCAACCGGGUGUUAUUGUUUUAUCAUUUGUAAAAUUGUAAAAUAAAUUAAAUCCCUUUUUUUCACUG